Loxodonta africana (African savanna elephant) is the source of this 1381-nucleotide messenger RNA. RefSeq names its product olfactory receptor-like protein OLF3. Gene Ontology annotation, cellular component: plasma membrane. The coding region runs from base 75 to 1094 and encodes 339 amino acids. The transcript has a single exon. Lineage: Eukaryota; Metazoa; Chordata; Mammalia; Proboscidea; Elephantidae. The record is from RefSeq and is a predicted model, not a curated record. Gene Ontology annotation, molecular function: olfactory receptor activity; G protein-coupled receptor activity. Gene Ontology annotation, biological process: G protein-coupled receptor signaling pathway; detection of chemical stimulus involved in sensory perception of smell.
GUGGGAUCAAGCCCAUCAUCUGGGCCUCAUGAAAAUCUGAACCGCUGGGCAAAAACUGGCUGGGCAUACAUAACAUGCUUUCUGAUAGUUCUCUGAUUCACAGCUUCUGUCAUUUCUCACUCUCUCUGCAGAUGAAUUAUCCUCACAUUUUUUCAAUGGGAACAAAUAACCGGACGUGGGUGAGUGAAUUUAUUCUCCUCGGCCUCUCCAGUGACUGGGGCACUCAGGUGUCACUCUUUGUCCUGUUCUUGGUCAUGUACCUGGUGACAGUGCUGGGUAACUUUCUCAUUGUUCUUCUGAUAAAACUGGACAGCCGACUCCACACACCCAUGUAUUUCUUCCUCACCAACCUCUCCCUUGUGGAUGUCUCUUAUGCCACGAGCAUAGUCCCGCAGCUAUUGGUGCAUUUUCUUACGGAACAUAAAGUAAUCACCUACCUGAGCUGUGCAGUCCAGCUAUUUUUCUCCCUGACCUUGGGCGGGAUUGAGUUUAUUCUACUGGCCGUGAUGGCAUAUGACCGCUAUGUGGCUGUGUGUGACCCCUUGAGAUACUCAGCCAUCAUGCAUGGAAGGCUGUGCACUAGGCUGGCGGUCUCAUCCUGGGUCAGUGGCUCCAUCAACUCUCUCUUGCAUACUGCCAUCACCUUUCAACUUCCCAUGUGCUCAAACAAGCUUAUUGAUCACAUAUCUUGUGAAAUCCUAGCUGUGGUCAGGCUGGCUUGCAUGGACACAUCCUCCAAUAAGGUUGCAAUCAUGGUUUCCAGCAUCAUCCUGCUGAUGACACCAUUCUGUCUUGUUCUCUUGUCUUACUUCUGGAUUAUCUCCACAAUCCUAAAGAUCCAAUCCACAGAGGGAAGGAGGAGAGCCUUCCACACAUGUGCUUCUCAUCUCACAGUGGUUGCCCUGUGCUACGGAAUGGCCAUUUUCACUUACAUUCAGCCUCACUCUAGCCCCUCAGCUCUCCAGGAGAAGGUGAUUUCGCUCUUCUACGCCAUUUUAACACCCAUGCUGAACCCCAUGAUUUAUAGUCUGAGGAGUAAGGAUGUGAAGGGGGCUUGGCAGAAGCUCUUAGGACAAAUCUCUGGGUUACCAUAAAAACUGGCAACUUGACAAAUCAUGAGCAUCACACAGAGAAAAGAGCUUUGCCUCCGUGUUCCCCGCCCAAGUCAGAUAAGACAGGUAUAGAGUGCAUCACCCUGGAAACCAUGAAGGAGAUGAUAUAACAUGUUCUGGUGAUGUCAGGCGGAGGAUAUUUUUUAUGUCAGACAAUCAUGUUCUGUAAAGUUAAGCACUUCUGUAUUAGACUCUCCCUUGAUUACUGAAGUAUUAAAACAAACGAAAUUAUUUUAUUGUUUUGAUUUGUAAUGUUAGUUGCAAUCUUG